AUGGGCAAACCUGUCACUGCGCCAAGCUCCGAACCGGCCGGUUCGAAGGGUUCCAAUCGCAACGGGACUAGCAAUUCUGCAUCCGCAUCAACCACAACCACAAGUUCAAGUACAACCACAAGCUCAAAUACAACUUCAAGCACAGGCACAACCACAACCACAGCAUCCGCGUCAUCCACGCCAUCCACAGCCACGAGUAGUGGCACAUCGUCCACGGCGUCGAGUUCCGCCCUGGGCCCAAGAAGGUUCCGAGGAGAUGUGCCGGCCUUUAAUCCCAGCCUGCCGCUGAUCUACACGCAGCAGAUGUAUCAGAACCUGCCGCAGCACUCGCGGCAGCAGCAGUUUUAUCCGCAGCAGCCGUAUAUGUAUACCAACCAGAUGAUGGGGUACUACCCCAUGGCCGUAGGCUACGACUAUAAUCCGUAUCCCCAGCCGAUGUAUUACGCACCCAUGCCCAACCAGUUCCAUGGCCAGGGGUAUAUGAACAUGGGGCUGCCGGUGUAUUAUUCCGGCAGUCCGAACAUGAGCUCUCUGGCUCCUCGUAAAAAGUACUCUAAAGAUGGCUACCAUCAUAAUUCUUCCGGAUACCAUAGUUCCGAGACACUUGCAUCGUCUGACAGUAUACCGUCGAAAGAGGCAGGCAUACUGUCGAAGGAGCCCGUGUCAAAUCCCAGCUCUAGUUCUGUACCUGGUUCUAGUUCUGGGGCUGCUUCCGGUCUGAGCGUGGGGACUCUAAGGCCUCUGUCCGAGGGCAAGAGCCACACUGCUGCACCACCAAAACUGGCCCCAUCGGCCGUUUCAGCGCCCGCAGAGCCAUCCUCAUCCUCUCAGCCACAAAAAGACGCUACCAUAGAGACCAAAGACUCGGUCUCAGAAGCAAACGCCCAAACUCCAGCCGAAAACCAAACGCAGUCCUCUCAAAAGUCACCGGAAAACGUCAAUAAUGGCUCUGAUGUCACCCUCCCACUUUUCUUUCUGACUUCCAAGGACGAGUUUUUGGCUGAUCACGAGUUGGCUGCUGCAUUCAGCCGCAAGCUUCUAAAAUCCAAAACCUCCUAUUUCGAUACCUUCGUGGCAGACAACCAUUUCGCCAUCAACGCCAAGGGUUUGGAAUACAUCGUCAACCAUGACACUGGUAGCAAGUACUACAAACACAUCCACGACGCCGAAAGCAACGACACCUCCAAACCCUCCUCUAACGCUAAUGACACUAAUGACUCCGCAUCCACCUCUGCCGCUUCGACUCCAAAAGCUCCUCUUGCAUGGUCCGCCGUCUUGCAGUCCGCAGACAACAAGACCAAACGGCGCGAAGGCGAACUGGCAAGCACAUCCAACGGCCACGCUUCCAAGGCCUCCUUGGUAGCCAAAUCGGCCCUGAAAAGCAGCAUAAUACCUGAAGACUCCGACGCACCCCAAACACUCGGAUUGCUCAUGAUGCAAUAUAUAUUCGAUCCUACAUUCAAGUUCGAUCACCAUGACAUCUUCUCUCAAAAGCCCCGUGGUCUCACAAACUCAGGUAACAUCUGCUACAUGAACGUUAUACUCCAAUGUCUUAUAUUCCUUGAGCCUUUUGCAUCUUUGUUUCACCUUAUAGAAAGCAGAUCCAUUGGCAGCAUGGGUGCAGACUCUCCUACACCUCUUAUAGAUGCUACCAUCAAUUUCCUCAAGGACUAUUCGACCAUCCCUCCUGCCAAGAAAUCCAGUGGAGGUUCCUUCAACAGCGACGGUAUUGUGGUAGGAAAACCACUCUCGCCCGAGCCAUUCUAUCAGAAAUUAAUCGAAAACCCCAAGUUCCAACACCUUUCUUGGGGACAACAGGAAGAUGCAGAAGAGUUUUUGGGCUAUGUCUUGGAUGGGCUUCACGAGGAGUUUGUAAAAGCGGAGGCCAGUAUACCCUUGGACCAGAUGGAGAAGAUCUCCGAUAUCUAUGCUACGAGAGCCAACCUGGUUGUUGCGCCCACCUUGAAGGCAUCGAUUCUCAAGGCAGCACGCCUCGUCAGAUCCAGCGGAUCGGAGCAUGUAGAAGAAAGCGAAGUCCUGAACGAAACCGACAGCAGCAACGGAUGGUCUGAAGUCGGCAGUGGACGCAAGGUCUGCAAAAAGCGGGUAGUAGAGGUGCAGCCCUCGCCCAUCACAUCCUUGUUUGGGGGACGGUUCCGCAGUGUGUUGACCGUCCCCAAGAGCAAAGAGCAACAACUGAUCACCCUUGAUCCCUUCAGAUGCAUUCUGUUGGAUAUUUCGCUGGAGGAUGUCCAGAAAGUCGAGGAUGCCCUUUGGAAGUUCAACGAGAUCGAAAAGAUCCCCUACAAAAUCGACGCCGACAGAGAGGUUGUCGCCAAAAAGCAGACAUUCAUUGAUGAGUUGCCCGAGGUGAUGAUUCUCCACCUCAAGAGAUUCUCGUACCUGAGCGACACCUCAUCUUCGACGCAGCCACACGGAAGCGACAACAACGGCCUGGAGCCCGAGUUGCGGUCGUAUGGCACCAUUGAGAAGGUGAUGAAGAACAUUCUGUACGGACUCAAUUUGUCUGUGCCUACGGAGAGUCUCCUGAGCUCGCUCAAAAGAGAGAACACUAAUAACUACAGCUUGACGGCGGUCAUCUACCAUCACGGACGGAACGCCGAGGGCGGACACUAUACAUGCGACGUCUUACGGCCCGGCAAAAGAUGGCUUCGCAUUGACGACACUGCUGUUGAAGCCAUCGAUGCGGAGGAUGUUCUUGAGAUGACGGAGCGGGACAAGAGCGCUUACAUUUUGAUGUACCAACGGAAGAAGACCAAUUGA
Molecule: messenger RNA, 2784 nt
Organism: Australozyma saopauloensis
Lineage: Eukaryota; Fungi; Ascomycota; Pichiomycetes; Serinales; Metschnikowiaceae
Product: mRNA-binding ubiquitin-specific protease
Exons: 1
Coding region: 1-2784 (927 amino acids)
Biological process (GO): protein deubiquitination
Cellular component (GO): cytosol; nucleus
Molecular function (GO): cysteine-type deubiquitinase activity
Source: RefSeq, a predicted model, not a curated record